AUGGAGGAAGCCCCACCCCACCCGGGAUACAAAGCCAAGCAAGGUUACGUCAUAUACAGGAUUCUUGUGCGCUGUUACGGCCGCAAAUGCCAGGUUCCUUAUGGCAAGCCUGUCCACCAUCAUGGUGUUAAACAGCUCAAAUUUGCUCGUAGCCUUCAGUCUGUUGCCGAGGAGCAAGCUGGGCAUCACUGUGGAGCUCUGAGAGUCCUGAAUUCUGACUGGGUUGGUGAAGAUUCUACAGAGAAAUUCGUUGAGGUUAUCCGCAUCGAUCCAUUCCAUAACGCCAUCAGAAGAAAUCCUGACACCCAAUGGAUCACCAAACCAGUCCACAAGCACCGAGAGAUGCAUGGGUUGACCUCUGCAGGCUGCAAGGGUCGUGGCCUUGGAAAGGGCCACAGGUUCCACCACACUAUGGGUGGUUCUCGCCGAGCAGUGUGGCGAAAGUGCAAUAUUCUCCUGCUCCACCCUAAGUUGCCGCUAAUAAUAAAACUGCAUGUGAAUGGGCUGUGGGAAGUGAGAAGCAGAAGCAGUAGUUCAGGACAGAUGCUCCAAGCAUGGGACAAGGUGGUAGCAGCAAAGCUGGAUGAAAAGCAGGGAGGCUAUGCUAAAGAUGUAGAUGUAGGAAGUGAGGAAAAGAAAGAAAAAUUGAAAAUAAACCCCUGA
Perognathus longimembris pacificus (Pacific pocket mouse) is the source of this 663-nucleotide messenger RNA. Its product is annotated as 60S ribosomal protein L15-like. Gene Ontology annotation, biological process: cytoplasmic translation. Bases 1 to 663 code for a protein of 220 amino acids. The transcript has 2 exons. Gene Ontology annotation, cellular component: cytosolic large ribosomal subunit; ribosome. The record is from RefSeq and is a predicted model, not a curated record. Lineage: Eukaryota; Metazoa; Chordata; Mammalia; Rodentia; Heteromyidae. Gene Ontology annotation, molecular function: structural constituent of ribosome; RNA binding.